Protobothrops mucrosquamatus (brown spotted pit viper) is the source of this 867-nucleotide messenger RNA. RefSeq names its product SLC9A3 regulator 2 (gene NHERF2). Gene Ontology annotation, molecular function: signaling receptor binding; protein-membrane adaptor activity. Lineage: Eukaryota; Metazoa; Chordata; Lepidosauria; Squamata; Viperidae. The transcript has 7 exons. Gene Ontology annotation, cellular component: apical plasma membrane. Bases 1 to 867 code for a protein of 288 amino acids. Gene Ontology annotation, biological process: protein localization to plasma membrane. The record is from RefSeq and is a predicted model, not a curated record.
AUGAGCAGCACACUCUCCCCUACAGAUUACGACAGCUUGGAAAUCCAGCAACAGUACAAUGAUAUCAAUAACCGCUGGGAGGUGGCCGAUGAGGACUGGGACAACGAAAACAGCUCAGCCCGGCUUUUUGAGCGCUCCCGUAUCAAGGCUUUGGCAGGAGGCUUCAAGGACCCCUGGAUAAUUAGUCUGACCAAUACCUGGAAAGGUUCUAGAGCAGAUCAUAGAGAAAUUGACAGUAAGGACCUGGAAAAUUAUGCAGCGCCAGAGGAUGUGAAUGGGCAGGCCAAGGAGCCUUUGGGGCCCCGACUUUGCCAUCUGAAGAAAGGGCCCAAUGGCUACGGGUUCAACCUGCACAGCGAGAAGUCCCGGCCUGGACAGUUCAUCCGCUCGGUGGAUCUGGAUUCCCCGGCAUCCAAGGCGGGUCUACGGCCACAAGACAGACUCGUGGAGGUCAAUGGGAUCAAUGUGGAAGGCAUGAAGCAUUCAGAAGUUGUGGCCCACAUCAAGUCUAAGGAAAAUGAAGCGCGGUUGCUGAUAGUGGACCCUGCAACAGAUGAAUAUUUCAAGAAACUUGCUGUCACUCCUGCCGAAGAACACAUUCGAGGGGGAGUUCCUCAACCUAUGACAAAUGGGUCAGCGCAAACACAGCUGAAUGGCGGAUCCGUGUCUUCGUCCCACAGCGAUUGCCAAAGUCCUGAGGAGGCCGAGGAAAGAGAGCUGAAAAAGAAAGACCCCUUUGAAGAAAGCGGGCUGAACCUGAGUCCCACCGCAGCGGAAGCCAAAGAGAGAGUGCGUGCCAAGCGGGUGAACAAGAGGGCGCCUCAGAUGGACUGGAACAAGAAGCGGGAGAUCUUCAGCAAUUUCUGA